AUGGAGGAGCUAUUCCCUGCAGGUACCGAGGAUAUAGACUUUGCCUCGGUUCGACGGGAGGCGAAGGAGGUAACCCUGACCAUGCAUCGCCAGGAAGUGCCUCUUGUCAACGCCUUCCUGACUGGGGUAAAGAUUGAUGCGGGGGAGCUCGCUCGGACUAAGGCCACGGACUUCUCCGAUCGGGCUUUUGGGGAUAUGUACCUUACCCUAGCCAGGGCAGAGAGAGAGGUGGACUUGGCUAUACGCCACUCUGAGACAGCCAAGGCUGCUACCGCCGAGGCUCAGGCUGCCAUCCGGGAGAGGAAUGUGCUGCAGCUGAAGGUGGGGAGGUUGGAGCUGGAGCUAAAGGAGACAACCCGGCGGCUAGAGGCGGUGGAGGAGGCUAGGCUCGAGUCUGAGAGGAGAAGGACCGAGGAGCUGAGCGUGGCUCGUGCCGAGGCUGUGGAGGAGUAUCAGGGCUCAAACAGGUUCAAGAGCCUUGUGCUGGACGCGAUGGUCGAGGAUGGUGUUCCCCCUCCCAUUCCUUCCGGUCGGGAGUCACUGUUUGCGGCCACUCCGUCUGCCGAGGCCACGAGUCCUUCGGAGGCUAAGACGCGGGGAGGUGCCGAUGCUAGCGGAGGGGAGUCGACCGUGGAUCCUGACACAGCUGCCGAGGAGGAGGCGGACGACCAUGCCGAUGCCUGA
Prunus armeniaca (apricot) is the source of this 684-nucleotide messenger RNA. The record is from the annotation of a GenBank genome assembly. Lineage: Eukaryota; Viridiplantae; Streptophyta; Magnoliopsida; Rosales; Rosaceae.